GCGCGAUGUACAAUACGGUGUGGAGUAUGGACCGCGAUGACGCAGACUGGAGGGAGGUGAUGAUGCCCUAUUCGACAGAACUGAUAUUUUAUAUUGAAAUGGAUCCUCCAGCUCUUCCACCAAAGCCACCUAAGCCAAUGACUUCAGGCAUUUCAAAUGGAAUAAAGGACAGUUCUGUUUCUCUUCAGGAUGCAGAAUGGUACUGGGGGGAUAUUUCAAGGGAGGAGGUAAAUGACAAAUUACGAGACAUGCCAGAUGGUACCUUCUUGGUCAGAGAUGCCUCAACAAAAAUGCAGGGAGAUUACACUUUGACUUUGCGGAAGGGAGGCAAUAAUAAGUUAAUAAAGAUCUAUCAUCGAGAUGGUAAAUAUGGCUUUUCUGAUCCUCUGACCUUUAAUUCUGUGGUGGAGCUCAUUAACCACUAUCAUCACGAAUCUCUGGCUCAGUACAAUCCCAAACUUGAUGUGAAGCUGACGUACCCGGUGUCCAGGUACCAACAGGAUCAGUUGGUAAAAGAAGAUAACAUUGAUGCAGUAGGUAAAAAACUGCAAGAGUACCACUCUCAGUAUCAGGAAAAGAGUAAAGAGUAUGACAGGCUAUAUGAAGAAUAUACCAGAACAUCCCAGGAAAUACAGAUGAAGAGGACUGCAAUUGAAGCUUUUAAUGAAACAAUUAAAAUAUUUGAAGAGCAGUGUCACACACAAGAACAACAUAGCAAAGAAUAUAUUGAGCGAUUUCGCAGAGAGGGGAAUGAAAAGGAAAUUGAACGAAUUAUGAUGAAUUAUGACAAAUUGAAAUCACGUCUGGGUGAGAUUCAUGAUAGUAAAAUGCGUCUAGAGCAGGAUUUGAAGAAACAAGCUUUGGACAACCGGGAAAUAGAUAAAAAAAUGAACAGUAUCAAACCUGACCUGAUCCAGCUGCGCAAGAUCCGAGAUCAGCACCUUGUAUGGCUCAAUCACAAAGGAGUGAGACAGAAGCGCCUAAAUGCCUGGCUGGGAAUCAAGAAUGAGGAUGCUGAUGAGACCUAUUUUAUCAAUGAGGAAGAUGAAAGCCUGCCCCAUUAUGAUGAGAAAACCUGGUUUGUUGAGGAUAUCAAUCGAGUACAAGCAGAGGACUUGCUUUGUGGGAAGCCUGAUGGCGCAUUCUUAAUCCGUGAGAGCAGCAAGGAAGGAUGCUAUGCUUGCUCUGUGGUUGCCGAUGGGGAAGUGAAGCACUGUGUGAUCUACAGCACUGCUCGGGGCUAUGGCUUUGCGGAGCCCUACAACCUGUACAGCUCACUGAAGGAGCUGGUGCUCCAUUACCAGCAGACAUCGCUCGUUCAGCACAACGACUCACUCAACGUCAGGCUUGCCUACCCUGUCCACGCACAGAUGCCCUCGCUCUGCAGAUAAAGAGGGAGUGGGAAGAGCGGUGGCUCUCUAGCAUUUUUUUCUACCGUUUUUAUUAGACUAUGAGGGCAUUCUUUCUACGUAGACUGCUUGUUUUGCACAAGAAGUGAUUCUGUGAAUGUGAAGUGGAGAGGCCGAGCAGCCGCUGGCCAGGACGGGGCACAAGGGGCCUGGGCUUCUCUGGGACUCAGCCGUGCUGCCGCACUGACGUAGGAAACUGGAAGCAGAUGUUGUUUUUGGGCAAGUCUGUUUCAUUGGGGUUCUUGUUUUCUUUGGCCAAGGCACCCUCAACAGAACACAUUAGAUUGGUGGGGGUUGGGGGUUGCACCCGGAGACUCCUGAAGAGUCCAGGUCCUCUUUUGGUCUUCGACUCUGAGAAUGCGGCAGGGGCGCGGCUCUGUCGGGAGUUCUGUUUUGAUCUGGCAGUCUCUCUUCCUCCCAAAAAGAAGGCUGUUUUGGUUCUGUGGUAGAAUGGCAUUUGUGGGAAAGACAACCAAAGGAAAACGGGGACGCUUGGGAUUUCAUUUAGAGAAUCUUAGGCAAGGAGGUGAAAAACCUUCACCUGAAGGUACUUUAUUUCUUGACCAACAUAAUUUAGGCAUCAGCAUUUAGGUAGCUCGUCCCUCUAAAGAAGCAUUAUGUUUAGAAACCAAAUUGAUCCCAGCAAAACAGUGUUUGUUGCCGGACCAAGGUCUGAUGGAAGAAGGCGGCACUAGUAUCUGAACGCACACUUCUGUACCAAAACUUGAAAAGGAAAGGAAACUAGAAUUGAUUAGUUUUAGCAUACACUAAAAUUGGUCAGUGUAACUCAUUCUACCCUGCCCUUGUUUCUCAGAGAUGAGGAAUAGUGUUCUUUUUGUGGGCAUGGUGAGCUUUGAAUCCUAAAAUGAAGUUGGUGCUUGUGUGGUGUUUCCUUAGCCUAAAGAAUGACCUGUUGUUUGAAACCAUUGUAACUUGUUGUAUGAGUAAAGAAAAGGUGCAAUCCAGUGCUUUUAGAUGGCUUGAUAUACCAAAUAAUGACGUAGAACAACAUCCUUAUUAUAUGUGCUUCCCCAAGUUUAAAGGCCCUGCAGAAACAGUAAACAUGGUUUAUUUUCCCCUUAUCUCCUUGUCCUUUGCCAGGUAGGGCUUAGGGUAGCAGUAGUGGCUGAGGCUGUAGCAGGAAGGCAGCUAGAUGGUGGUCAGGGACCUCAGUAGGUCACAGACCCAGGGGCUCUGGUGUCCAGGGCGAGGGUCAUACCGUGUUACCCAUGGGCUUCAUUACAGUGGUUUCUGAAACUUGCAAGGAGAGGAAAGGAUGGCUUGGAGUUUAGACUCUUAGUAGAAACCAUCUGGAAGCUUUUCUCUUUGCCUUUUUUGUGAUCCUGCCAUUAAGAUGAUGUGCACAGACUGUCCUCAUGCUCCAGUGGCCCUGAAUUUAGGCCAGAAAUCUUCUGCUCCGUGUGGUUUGAAGGCUUCCAGCUGAAUGAAGCUGGGCGAAUGGAGUUGGAGGCAGGCAUCUACUCCUACCUCCAUUAUGCACCACCCCCAUUAGUCAACACUCGUUUGACAAAAAGAGUCCAGCUGCCUCUGAGCCAAUCCUGGAACCAUAAUAGGCUCGGAGUGAGUCAGCUGUUUGAGUCCAAAGCUGUGCAGUCAGGCAUCCUGGCCGAGCUAGAGAAGAAGCCAAUAUCUGGAUCUUGGUGCAUAAGGCUUCCAGCUAGGAAAGCUCUAGUUUGGGGGAUGAAAGAAACAAAUAUAGCUUUCCCUGAGCACUUAUCUUGGUGACAGGGUCUAGAAUGGACCAUGACAUAGAAAUAGACAUUGAUUAAAAUUUUUGGAAAAACCUCCAGAUUUACUAACAGGAUCGGAAGGAAAGGGCAUAUCUUUGGCUUUUCCUUGGUUAUGUUGAAGUUUCAGGUUGGAGUCAGGCAGACAAAUGAACCCCCCUCCAGUGUCACUGUUCUGACUUAAGCCCUUAACUGAAAGUCAUCCAUCUGCACAUUCCUUGCCCAAAUUGUCAGACUGAAAUCUUGCUGCAAGUUUUGCUCAGCAAUGCCAGGUGGAUCGCUGCUUGGCACACCUGGACGGCCUUGCCCCUGGUGUUGGACCUGCUUAAGCAGUUGGGUGCAAGGAAUGCCUCCUUUCUGGUUCUAAAAUUUAGUGUGUUUUAAAUGUCUCAUCUAAAGUAAAUGAAAGUGAGAAUAAGGAUACACGCCUGUAACAUGGAACCCCGUGCUGCUCCUUGUCAGGCGGACGCUGAGUGUGCAGGGAGAGAGCUAGCGCCGUCUCUUGUCUACACUUGGGCUGGCCUGUGGAGAAGAGCUGCUCUUUUUUAGUCCUACAUUCCUUCACUUUUUGUUUCUCUCUCGUUUUUCAUCCUUGAAUUUGUUACUUUGUGGGAACUGAGACAUAGGAUCAUUUGAGAGGUUGGAAAGUGUCUUUUCUGACUAGGUGCCACAUGGUUUGCCUGAUCCUGAGCCCAUGGAGGUGGCACAGGGACCAGUCUACUACAGCUCUUUUACGCAGUGGUCUUGGCCCCGUUCUUCUGAGUCUAGCUCUGUGUCCUGUCCCGUGAUCUGGGCCCUGGGAUUCUCUCUCUCGGCAUCUUAACUGCAGCCUCACGGAGGCAGAGAGUAAAGAGACCAAGACCAGAGGGGCUUAUUGUUUUCCUGGCUAGAGAAACCAGCCACCAACAUGGAAGCAGCUUUGGGCUGGCUGGACACAGGUCCUAGGCCCAUCUUUCUAGAUGGAGCUUUCAUCACAGAACAAUGCUUUGUCCCCACCUGGCCAUAGAUGCGAAACCUUGGCCAUGGCUCAGGCCAGUAUAGGCUAGCUGUGUCCUUACCACUGAUUUGGCCAAGGCUGAAGACUUCCUAAUACCUCCCCUAUCCGGUCUCCUAUCCUUGAUAGGACCUCCCACUUAUUUUGGACCUCAUGUGCUCUGAAGAAGCUUUGAGAGCCAAUGUGGUGUCUUCCAUGGGUCCCCUCUUCUUGCUGCAAGGAACAGACCUCAUGGGUCCUCUUGGGCCAAGAAUUGCAUCUGGGCAAUUCCUGGUUUUCAAGGUGGGCUCUGUUGCCAGUUAAGACUCCAGUGUAGGCCUCUGUGAGGCUUCAGUGGCCUCAAAGCAGAGGGUGCACAUGGGGGCCUGGCUGGGCCCUGUGCCGCCAACUGCUCAGCCUUGCUCUAGCUCCAGCCACUUGUGACAAACAACCUUGUUUCCUUACAAAUUCCAGCAUGUGACUUUGGUGCCCUGUUGUUACUUGUGAAAAACCUAUUCUUCUGUUGUCUUUGAUGUAGUCAAAAAAAUUCAUGUAGUUUACGUAAAAAUAUCUGAUUCACAAGGAAGCCAACUAUAUGUCUUGUGUUGGGACAGUUCAUAAUGUAGUUCCUAGACCACUUUUGCAAAUUGUCUUGUCACCAGAUGUGUUCAGACAUUGCUGUGCAGUUGUGGGGGAGGGUGGGGGGAAGGUGCGGGGAGAUACUUUUUGGUCUUUUUGUUUUUUACCUUCCC
Equus quagga is the source of this 4882-nucleotide messenger RNA. RefSeq names its product phosphoinositide-3-kinase regulatory subunit 3 (gene PIK3R3). Gene Ontology annotation, cellular component: phosphatidylinositol 3-kinase complex. Gene Ontology annotation, biological process: insulin receptor signaling pathway; phosphatidylinositol phosphate biosynthetic process. Gene Ontology annotation, molecular function: 1-phosphatidylinositol-3-kinase regulator activity. NCBI's taxonomy places the organism in Eukaryota, Metazoa, Chordata, Mammalia, Perissodactyla, Equidae. The coding region runs from base 6 to 1391 and encodes 461 amino acids. The record is from RefSeq and is a predicted model, not a curated record. The transcript has 10 exons.